This is a messenger RNA of Cynoglossus semilaevis (tongue sole), 2580 nucleotides long. RefSeq names its product E3 ubiquitin-protein ligase RNF126. Gene Ontology annotation, cellular component: cytoplasm. Lineage: Eukaryota; Metazoa; Chordata; Actinopteri; Pleuronectiformes; Cynoglossidae. The coding region runs from base 222 to 1178 and encodes 318 amino acids. Gene Ontology annotation, molecular function: ubiquitin protein ligase activity. The transcript is spliced from 9 exons. Gene Ontology annotation, biological process: protein ubiquitination. The record is from RefSeq and is a predicted model, not a curated record.
AAAGUAUGUGUAACUGUAAUGUUUAAUUACAGCGUGGUUGUUCCAGUAAUAUUCCAUAUAUUUUACUAUCGUCCUGUGGUUUUAGAUACAGCCGUACACCGCAUUUAAUAGUGUAUUAUUGUGUACGGUGCAGCGCAGACACCGGGCCGUUGUAUUAUUUAGGAGGAUUGUCCAUUCUGAUUUGCCGUAGUUGGUCAUCUCUUGCUGUCUAGUGAGUAAAGAUGGCAGAGGCUCCUCCAUGGCCCAGGCGUUUUUUCUGUCACAGAUGCUCCGCAGAGAUUAGUCCUCGACUCCCGGACUAUACAUGCCCACGGUGUGAGUCCGGAUUCAUUGAGGAGCUUCUUGAAGAAAGAAGUGCAGACAAUGGCUCCAUGUCAUCAAUCUCCAGUGGGCUCCCGAACCAACAACCAUUUGAGAACGCAGAUCCCCACUUGCUCACGUUCCCAUCGGGCUACGGUCACUUUGCCCUAGGUGUCUUUGACAGCUUUGAAUUUGGGUCUGGACUGACUCCAGAGAUUAACCAGAAUGCGGAAAACCAGAGAGGAAUUGAAACGCCAAUACAACAACCAUAUGGUGCUAGGCAACCGAGAAGUCGUCACGGUUCCAGGCGGUACGCUGGAAGGCCAGAAGGAGUACCAACGUUAGAGGGAAUUAUUCAGCAGCUAGUAAAUGGCAUAAUUGCACCAACUGCAAUUCCAAAUGUUGGUGUGGGGCCAUGGGGUGUUCUACAUUCAAAUCCAAUGGAUUAUGCCUGGGGUGCUAAUGGACUAGAUGCAAUUAUAACACAGUUAUUAAACCAAUUUGAGAACACAGGGCCGCCUCCAGCUGACAGAGAUAAAAUAAAAAGUCUUCCAACAGUAGUAGUCACAGAUGAGCAUGUUGCUUCAGGACUGGAAUGUCCUGUGUGUAAAGAAGAUUACAGUGUUGGAGAGAACGUGAGGCAGCUUCCAUGCAAUCACAUGUUUCACAAUGAUUGCAUAGUCCCCUGGUUAGAACAGCAUGACACUUGUCCUGUGUGCAGAAAAAGCUUGAGUGGACAGAACACAGCGACAAAUCCUCCACCGCUAUCAGGGAUAAAUUUUACCUCCUCAUCCUCCUCCUCUUCCUCAUCUUCAUCCUCCUCUACCCCUCAGUCCUCAAGUUCAACCAGCAACGAGAACUCCACUGAUAACUCUUAGGCAACAGUUUUCCUCAUAACCCUAAGAGCUGUUCACAGCUCCUUGGUGGCUUGACGUCAGAGUGGUGACCUCCUGUUUCUCCCUGACCUGGGGUAGACACCUGAGUACAUCUCGCCAGGAGCACUCAAGCCCGACUCAGGGGUAAGUGAUAGGAGCUCCUUACUGGUGCUCUGACUCUCAUUAUGAGUCUGAACAAAAGGGCGCAAGAGGCCAUGGAGUAUAGCUUCUCUCAGGGAAGAUGUGGAGAAGCGUGAAACCUUCAAGAGGCUCGCCUUUUACAGGGAACAGAAAAAAGUAGAGGCAGAGGACUCAGGACUUGACUGUUGCUGGUUUUUUUUUUUUAAAUCAACCGAAUUGUUGUGAUUUAAAAUGACACUUUAGGUGGUAAUUCUAAAUAGUUUUUCCUUUUUUAGUUAGUAUUUAUAUCUCUCAGAUGACCUAACACUGUUGUCUAGUUGACAGGACCAUUGGCAUAUACAUCUAAAAACACAAAAUUAAAUUUCGUUGUAACGUGAAGAUAAGUAAUUAUCAACUGGCAGCUGUGCGUUGAAUCUGGCCCACUGAACCAUCCUAUCCAGCUUCUGAUAGGAUUUCAAAAUAAACCUCAAAUAAUAAUAAUAAUGUUAGACAAAAGUGUGAUUUUUAUUUCAUUUUAUCUGAUUGUUCGGCCUGAAAGGUGUCUGUCUAGAAAAAUUCUGGCCCUCUGACAAAUCUAGUUGGUCAACCCUGGUGAAGAUAUUGGGGGUCACAUUCUUGUAAAGGUGACAACAAUCAACAUCUCUAAAGUUGCUAUGGCAACACAAAGUUAACCAGAUCUACUAAAGUUAAAAAAAACUUAAAAAUUACAAAUAGUAGUCCCCUGAUCAUCCUUGGCUGUUUGGUGUGUGUAGAGAAAAACUCUUAGAACCUAUGAAUUUGGGUGCAAAGAAGAUGCUUUAUGUGAACAACCCCUAGUUGUGCCAAUAAAUCUCCAACAUGAUUUAGAAACUUUGCAUUUGUUUCCUUCAUUUUAAAUACAAACAAAUCACAGUAAUUUAUAGAUUUGUUUAAUAAUCGAAAACCUUACUUUUCGUGGUUUCCUGACAUCACACAAGUUUCAGAUUUUCUUUGCACUUGAUGAUGACAAGGUGUCAACUUGCGGUAAUGUUGUGCUGAUGCUAGCUAGUGUUGUGGAUAGUCAUUAUAUAAAUUAUACUUUUAAUUUGGUUUUACAUUCAAACCUUUAACGUGUAUCUGUCUUUACUGUCAUACAAUUACACUAUGACAUUUUAGUGCAUUUUAACUUAAGAUGAAAUGUUUUUGAAAGCUGCUGGUUGAAAAUGAUUUAUUUGCAUAAUAAUCUUGUAAUAAACUGAAACUGAAAUAAAGAUAUUUGGGUACUACCACUCAAAAUUCAACUAAA